Messenger RNA from Penicillium waksmanii, 1680 nucleotides. Its product is annotated as putative F-box protein (Pof7). The coding region runs from base 1 to 1680 and encodes 559 amino acids. Lineage: Eukaryota; Fungi; Ascomycota; Eurotiomycetes; Eurotiales; Aspergillaceae. The transcript has 2 exons. Gene Ontology annotation, molecular function: protein binding. Gene Ontology annotation, cellular component: SCF ubiquitin ligase complex. The record is from RefSeq and is a predicted model, not a curated record. Gene Ontology annotation, biological process: SCF-dependent proteasomal ubiquitin-dependent protein catabolic process.
AUGACAGACAACGCGGAGCUUGAGUCGUUUCGUCGCGAGUGGCGCGAGGAGGUUUCUCGUCGAUCAAAGCCAAGGUCUCAACCUACCACCCAGUCCACUCAAUCCACCCAGUCCACUGCGCCCACUGCGUCCGCCCCUCCAUCCGCUGCGCCCGCCCCAUCCCGACUGCCUCCGUACCAUGAAGCUUCUCACCACAAAGAUUUGGAGGAAGAGGCGGAGGGGGAAGAGGAAGAUGGACCCCCAUCGGCUGCAUUCGAUCCGGAUGGGCUGGCACAGCAGGUCGGAGAGCUGAGUGUGAACUCAAGAAAGAAAGCGGAGGAAGAUAUCUUCACCCGAGGGGUGGAGGAGGAGCCCAACUCAGCCUUGGAGCACUUCGAGCGGGCGGUUGAGAAGGAGGCUGCAGGCAAUCUUGGCGACAGCCUCCAGCACUACCGCCGGGCAUACCGACUCGACUCAGCCGUCGAUAAGACCUACCGCAAUAAGCACUAUUCCCAUGUGUGGAAGAAGCCCGCUCAACCCCCUCCCAACGAGUCAGCUGCAGUGCCCGUGACGGCCCCAGCGCCUGCUGCUGCUGCUUCUGCUGCUGCUGACGCCGAGAACCUUUCUACUGCCGAACUGAUCGCUUCAUUUGCUCAUCUACCCAUUCCGCAAGCCGAACCCUUGGUAGAAAACACGCCUCCGCCUCCAUGUCCUAUCGCGAAGGUCCCCUCGGAGGUAUUGAUCGAGAUACUAAGACAUGUUGCUGUGCGCGACCCUGCGACCUUCGGGCGAAUGGCUUUGGUGUGUAAGCAAUUUGCUUAUCACUUCGCGCACCAACAAAAUAUCUGGAAACAUCUCUGCCAGCGGCCCGAGUUUGGCUUCGACGGGAUGCAGUAUGCAUUCUCUUGCGAUACUCUUGGACAGCCCAUAUACACCCUCAGUGGACAACGCUACACACCUUUCCCGAUAGGGGCCUCUUUGGAUAUCCCGCAACCGCUAUCCUCCUGGAGCCAGGUGUUCCAGUCCUACCCACGAAUCCGGUUCACGGGUAUAUACAUUAGCACGGUCAACUAUAUGCGACCCGGAGCGGCCUCGGUCUUCCAGACCGUCUCAUGGAGUAGUCCCAUCCAUAUUGUGACGUACUAUCGCUACCUACGCUUCUAUCCAGACGGAUCAGUGGUCUCACUACUCACGACAACUGAACCAGUGGAUGUCGUACCGCACAUCAGUAAAGAGAACAUGAUGGCGGCGAGGGCUAUCAAAAAGGGUGGCCACCAUCUACGGGCCUCCGAGAUUGCCAAGACUCAACCCGAAACAGCCGACUAUGUUCCUCCAGUUGCCAUGGAUGCGCUGAAAUACUGCCUUCGUGGGCGCUGGCGUCUGACACCUCCAGUUCCUCCCGAGGAUGGUCCUGAGGAAACAGAGUUCUCCCCCAGACCGGGCCAGGAACCUACAUCAAUUGAUCCUCGCAAUCUCGUCAUUGAGACGGAGGGGCCGGCCUCACACUACGUCUACAUGAUGCAUCUGUCACUGCGAUCGCCGACAGCAUCUAAGUCGCACGUGAACCCGUCGAAGAAUACCAAACUUGUUUGGCAGGGAUUUUGGAGCUACAAUACGAUUACUGACGAUAUAGGCGAGUUCACUCUUCGUAAUGACCGGCCAUUUGUGUUUCGCCGAGUUAGGGGCUGGGGGCUGUAUUAA